GCGUCUUUGUUUUUCUUCCCCCGUUUUCCACCAUGAAGGAAACAAACAUGGCUCUCCCUCUGAGUAUGGGGGCUCUGCUUCAGGCGGACCUCCAGGAGGACGCCGCUUACCGGGACGAAGGUUUGUGUGUUGUCGGUAUUUUCGGUAAAAGCAACAUGCAACCGGGAGCUCCUAAAGAAUCCAUCAUCAACAGUUUGGCGGACAAACACAUCUUCUCGCUGUUCGGCGGACCGGAAGACGGCGGCACGGCGGACAGCAGCAUCGAGGCUUUCUACCAUCAGGAGACCCGGGUGCUGUACCUGCUGCUGUCCUCGGUGUCCGACAGCCGGCAGCUGCUGCGGGCCUGCGAGUCCCUGAGCGCCGGGACCGGACACUCCGACUCACACGACCUGUGGAAAGACCUGGACCGACAGCACUGCCUGCACCUGCUCUACAUGUUCUCCGUGUGCCACGUCCUCCUGCUGGUGCACCCGAACCAGACUUUCGAUGUGACUUAUGACCGGCUCUUCCGGGCCCUGGACGCCCUGCGGCAGAAGGUGCUGCCUCUCAUCCGGGCUGCCAUCAAGGACUGCCCGGUGUCCAAAGAGUGGAAGGUGAACUGUCGGCCCUGCCCUCCACGCCUGCUCUUCGUCUUCCAGAUGAACGGUUCGAUGAAGGUCUCUGCAAACGGCUCAGAGUCCGGAGGAAACCCUGACAAACCCAAGAAGCACUCCCCCAGGAGGAGGCUGCAGCACGCCCUGGAGGACCAGAUCUACCGCAUCUUCCGUAAGAGCAGAGUCCUGACCAACCAGAGCAGCAACUGCCUGUUCACCGUGCCCGCCAACCAGGCCUUCGUGUACGUGAUCCCGACUGUGGACGAGGACCCUGUGGGCGCCCUGCUCAGUCAGCUGCGCUCCAACUGCACCCUGAGUGAAACGGAGCCUGCCGUGGUGGUGACGGGACCGCGGAGAUAUCAGCAGAUGAGACAUUCAGCGCGGCAGGCCAGCUACAGCGGGGACCCGGCAAGCAUUUUGAUGGGCGGUCAGCUGGUGGACUGCAGCCUGAAGGAGUUCCUCUGGCAACACGUGGAGCUGGUGCUCACCAAGAAAGGCUUCGACGACAGCGUUGGUCGCAACCCACAGCCUUCACACUUUGAGCUACCGAACUACUCCAAGUGGGUCCAGGUCGCCUCCAGGCUCCACCAGGUUCUCAUCAGCAACACAGAAGAAGAAAUAGCAGAGCUUUUCUCAAAGGUACAGGGCCAGCUGAAGGUUUUGGAGGGUUUUCUCGACGCCGACACAAAGUUUUCUGAGAACAGGUGUCAGAAAGCCCUGCCUCUGGCUCACAGUGCCUACCAGUCCAACCUCCCCCAUAACUACACCACGACGGUGCACAAGAACCAGCUGGCCCAGGCUCUGCGGGUGUACAGCCAGCAUGCACGAGGCGUGGCUUUCCAGCGCUACGCUCUGCAGCUGCACGAGGACUGCUACAAAUUCUGGAGCAACGGCCACCAGCUGUGUGAGGAGCGCAGCCUGACGGACCAACACUGCGUGCACAAGUUCCACCUGCUGCCGCAGCCAGGAGAGAAGACAGACAUGGAUCGAAAUCCUCCCAUCCUGAACCACAACAGCAGGGGGCGCUCCACCAGCGCCUGUAACUGCGGCAGGAAGCAGGCUCCACGAGAGGACCCGUUCGACAUUCAGGCGGCCAACUAUGACUUCUACCAGAUGCUGGAUGAGAAAUGCUGCGGGAAGCUGGAGCGGAUUGACUUCCCCAUGUUCCAGCCGAGCACCCCGGACCCGGCACCGGCCACUAACCAGGCUCAGCGGCCCCCCAGUGAGGCCUCGGGGUCUGCAGAGGCGGUGGAGCGGCUGAAGGAGCCGAGCACCGCCCAGAGCCACACCCCCGCCGAGACCAGCCUCAGCCUUGCCCUCAGCCUGGGCCAGUCCACGGACAGCCUGGGGCCCUACGCCGAUGGAGAUGGCACCGAAACACAAGUCCAGCCGAAGCGGCCGAGCCUCGUGGACCGGCAGCCCUCCACGGUGGAGUACCUCCCGGGUAUGAUGCACUCUGGCUGCCCUAAGGGUCUCCUCCCCAAGUUCUCCAGCUGGUCCCUGGUCAAACUGGGCCCCGCAAAGUCCUACAACUGCCACACGGGCCUGGAGCAACCGGGCUUCCUCCCCGGCUCCUCCUUCCUCCUGCCCUGGGACUUGGUGAUCCGCUCUCGGUCGGAGGAGGACACGGGACUGACGGAGCCUUUGGAUGGUACCUCCUCGUGGCCGGCCCCCAACAAGACCCUGGUGGGGAAGCGGGGCAGCACCGGGGGCCUGGGGAGGAGCCGCAGGAGGGACGACAUGGCUCGGAUCUUCGUGGGGUUCGAGUACGAGGACAGCAGGGGGCGCCGCUUCAUCAGCUGCGGGCCGGAUAAGAUAGUGAAGGUGCUGGGGCCGGGGGGGGCCAAAGACCCCGCCACUAGGGUGCUGAACACCGACAUGCCGCUCUACAUCCCGUCCCCGUCUCAAGGCCGCGGCAUCAAGUCUCACUACGCACAGCUGACCCGGCUUUUUGUGGUAGUGCCUGACGCCCCGCUGGAGGUCACCCUCAACCCGCAGGUGCAGCCCGGUCCUCCUCCCUGCCCGCUGUUCCACCCGGAGCAGACAGAGUUGCUCCUGCCUCCCGAUAGUCUCUGGGUUCUACGGUUCCCUUAUUCCUACUGCACGGACCGCGGGACCUGCUUCCCCCCCAAAGAGAACCAACCGCUCAACAACCACAAGGUGCUGCGAGGCAUCCUGAAGGCCACGACGGCCAGCCCCGCUGCUCAGUGACCGUCCGCAGUACGAGGGACCUCUUAUUUAUUUACACUUCCUGAUAGGCGGUGAUUGUUUGUGUUUGUAACUCUGUGACCCCCCUGAUGUACUGUGGAUUUUUCUAACCCCGACAUAUUAAAUCUCAUUUAUUUUGAGGAUGUUUUUUGGGAUCUUAAUUCAAACACAUUCACACUCAAACGAAAGUAGGCUCUUGUGGUGCCACCUCCAAACCUUAAGCUUAAGAUUUGAACCUUCAGCGCAGAGAAAUGGAAAAUCCUCAGCAUGGUUUUCAAUCUGUCACUCUGGCUUAUAUACAUUUUUUAAAACACACACAGGAAGGUGCACACAUGUAAUACACAAACCUGGAGAGGUGCUAGAGUGAAGUGGCUGCCAGUCUCGCCAGCACCAUGGAGCAGUUAGGGGUUCGGUGCCUUGCUCAAGGGAACCCAGGCAGUGCCCUAAGAGGAGAACUGACACCUCUCCAGUCCACUCUGUAUUUUUUAGUCUGAUCGAGACUGGAACCAGCGACCCUUCGGUCCCAAGGCCAAGCCACUCAUUGCCAUUGAGCCAUUGCCGCCCGUCUAAAUCCGGAUGGAGGAAUUAAAUGGAGAGGUGGUGACUGAACCAAUGAAUCAAGACGUACUUCAAUAAAGACGGAAGAAGCCAUGAGAACAGGCUAACUAUGGGGUACAGUAAUAAGGCUGGAGUAAUAUGUACUCUCCCAUCCCCAUAUUCAACAGCAACCAGCAGUCAAUAUAACAAGGAAGUUGUAUGCAGAUAUAAUUAGGGAUGUAAUUCAUCAAUUACUUGUGUUUUGUAAACAAUCAGAAACUGUGGAAAAAUGUCAACCUCAAACCCUGAAGCCCUGAAAAGAUGUCAUUAAAUGUUCCUUUUGUCUGUAUUUAUGUUUAUCACACAUCUGAGGAGAUGAAACCAGGAAUUCUGUAUCAAAGAUUGAUCCGUUAUCUGAACAUUUUUGCCACUUUUCAUAACUGUGAAUUUGGGGUUAAGUGUUACCUGCACUACAGAGUGGAACAUUUCAUGUUUUUUUCUUUUUAAGAAAAUCUUUUGGCGGCAACCAGUGCCUUUAAUAUAGUGCAGUUCAGAAACGGAGAGACAGAGGGGAAGACGCGCGGCAAAGGGACUCAGGCCGGAUUUGAACCUGGGUCCACCGCAUGGCCGCCUGCUCGACCCACUGAGCUAUACCACGGCCCAUCUGAUGUUUUUCUGUAAAUAAAAACUAGAGUUCUUCUUUGUCUGAUUGUAUUGUUUAAAUUGAUUUAAGACACAUUUCUUAACCAUUAAAUAUUGCAUUUCA
Eleginops maclovinus (Patagonian blennie) is the source of this 4104-nucleotide messenger RNA. It is a transcript of the gene smg8, whose product is annotated as SMG8 nonsense mediated mRNA decay factor. The transcript has 5 exons. The coding region runs from base 33 to 2804 and encodes 923 amino acids. Gene Ontology annotation, biological process: nuclear-transcribed mRNA catabolic process, nonsense-mediated decay. The record is from RefSeq and is a predicted model, not a curated record. Lineage: Eukaryota; Metazoa; Chordata; Actinopteri; Perciformes; Eleginopidae.